CAGUACUUGUGACUUUGUUUUAGCAUUUGUUUCGGACAGAAGAAUAGGUCGCUGUGAAAAUAUCUAAAUGGUGAAGUGAAACUGCUGUACGUUUUCAGAAAGCCUUGUAAAGCGUUUGCAGGCUACUAUUACCUAUAAUUUUCAUGCUGGCUGGAGCCACCGUCGCCAUGCGUGCAGUUGUACGGGAACAGAUGUGAUUACUUCUGAUGCUUUUGCUCUAGCAAUAAAGUAGCACUUUGAAGUGAAUUUAGUUCAGCGCAGUAUAGUUCCGUAUCUGCAGUGGUGGCAGUCAAGGGUGCGUCACGCAAGAGCGCCACCAGUAUUCAUAUGCACGGUUGCACGAAACUUGGCACUAGUAACUGUGUCCCGAGGCAUCGCAUCCAAAACCGCUCCCGAUGCAUACAGUGGUGGUUUUGAGAUAUCGCAACCACCUUUUAUAGAUUGGGCCGAAAGUAUGCAUUGUUCAUCGAACUUAUACCUGCCGAUUCAGAGGUUCAGAGGCUGGGCCUUCUGAAGCGCCCAAUAGCAGAUCAAGAUGACUGAUCAGGAUACUGAGAAUAAAAACUGAGCGCUAAGCUGGUAGGUGUUCUGUGGCUGCACGUCGUCGGGAGGGUGUUCAAGCGCAGUUCUCGAACGCCCGUUCUUGAGUGUUGAGAAGGAGGAAAGGCAGAGAGCGGUUGCAUAGAGUUCAGUAUGCGAAGCGCUUGAGGCAACGUACGUAGAGGAAAGGAGGAUUUCUGGUGGGACCCUAGUAGGAAGCACGGCUAGCGUUUGAACUAAGUGGUCAAGUUUCGACCUUUGUCAGAAGAAGCGGACACACCAGAUCAUGAGAAGUGGGUGGAAGAAGCAUCACUGUGAAUGGAUUAGCACUUUUGCGGGCAGGGUAUGGUGCCUGAAGCAGGAUGACGACGGAAAUCUUCAUUAUCGGGUGCUUAAUGCCGUUAAUAAUGGGCUAUGCUCACCAAAUAUUGAUAAUUCAAACGCAGUACCUCGCAGCAGAAAACGGAAACGCGCGGAGAAUUCGCCAAAUUCAGAAAAUGAAGAGCUCUUAAGGGACUACUUUCAACUGGGAGUUGACUUGGAGAGCCUCUAUACUGAAUGGUGUGAAGUGGACACUACAUUCAAGGCAACUGCUAAUUACCUCCCUGGAAUCAGAGUGUUGCGACAAGAGCCCCUUGAGGCUCUGAUGGCUUUCAUUUGCUCAUCCAACAACAACAUCACUCGCAUUAGCUCUAUGGUUGAAAAGUUGUGCACCAUGUAUGGAACUAAGCUUCUUGAGGGCAAACAAGGGUCCUUUUAUGCCUUUCCUACGGCAACACAAAUGGAUCGAGAAGGGGUUGAGGCAGAACUGAGGGCUGCUGGUUUUGGAUACAGAGCAAAAUAUGUGCAUGGCACGGCCAAGGCACUUGCUGCACGUGAUCCUAUGUGGUUGCAGUCGCUUAGAGCUGCCCCUUAUGCUGAGGCACAUCGCCAACUCAUUGAACUUCCUGGCGUUGGUGCAAAGGUGGCUGACUGUGUAUGCUUGAUGGCUCUGGAUAAGACAGAGGCAGUGCCAAUUGAUGUACAUGUCUGGCGCAUGGCUACUCGGCACUACCUGCCUCACCUUAAGUCCCUGAAGAAUCUUUCAGCAGUUGCCUAUAAAGAAAUUGGUGACCACUUCAGGAAACGCUUUGGCCCCUAUGCUGGCUGGGCACAGUCUGUGCUUUUCACCUCCGAUUUGAAGAAACAUGCGAAGUCCAGCUCAUCAGAACCUGAAAACCUAGAAGAUAGUGUCCCUUAAUACAGCAGGCAAGGUUAUUUUCUUGCAUAGUGUGAUCUAACCUUGGCACGUUCAAAGGAAAACAAAGACAAGAACAAAGAAGAGACACCUUUUGAAAAUAAAUGUUUUAUCCAAGCA
This is a messenger RNA of Rhipicephalus microplus (southern cattle tick), 1897 nucleotides long. RefSeq names its product 8-oxoguanine DNA glycosylase (gene Ogg1). The record is from RefSeq and is a predicted model, not a curated record. Lineage: Eukaryota; Metazoa; Arthropoda; Arachnida; Ixodida; Ixodidae. Gene Ontology annotation, cellular component: nucleus. Gene Ontology annotation, molecular function: 8-oxo-7,8-dihydroguanine DNA N-glycosylase activity; damaged DNA binding. Gene Ontology annotation, biological process: base-excision repair; base-excision repair, AP site formation; nucleotide-excision repair.